ACGAUUUCUGAUAAGAUGAGCACUACUGUGUCAGAGCAGGAGGACGCUCUUUAUAAUACAAUGUUUCUCUACCUGCUCUUCCCUCAGCUAGUUUUGUGUAACAGCUCUUCAGACAGUCCUUUUGGUGUUGCAUUUGUCUCCAACAUGUCUGUGGAUUGGGUAGGAUAUGGUUACGCGGCCCUGAUCGCUUCUGGGGGAGCCAUAGGUUACGUAAAAGCAGGCAGUGUCCCCUCACUCGCCGCUGGUGUUCUCUUCGGCGGCCUUGCAGGUUUUGGUGCCUACCAGAUCUCCAAUGACCCCAAAGCGGUUUGGGUGUCCCUUGUUACAUCAGGAGCUCUGACUGGUGUGAUGGGAAAGAGGUUCUACGGAUCCAGGAAGUUCAUGCCAGCUGGCUUGAUGGCUGCAGCAAGUCUUGUGAUGGUGGGGAAGCUCAGUUUGGCUCUGCUCCAGAAACCCCAGGAGUCCUGAUGGAGUGAAGACUCUGAUGUGACCCUAUGAUCUGUUUCAUGUCAGCAUUUGUCUUUCACUGCUGACCGUUAAUGUCCUUUUGUAAAAGUGUAUAUUUGAGGAUGAAAUAUAGAACCUUGUUUAUAUAAUAGAAA
Eleginops maclovinus (Patagonian blennie) is the source of this 602-nucleotide messenger RNA. RefSeq names its product transmembrane protein 14Ca (gene tmem14ca). Gene Ontology annotation, biological process: regulation of heme biosynthetic process. Gene Ontology annotation, cellular component: mitochondrial membrane. Bases 16 to 468 code for a protein of 150 amino acids. The transcript has 5 exons. NCBI's taxonomy places the organism in Eukaryota, Metazoa, Chordata, Actinopteri, Perciformes, Eleginopidae. The record is from RefSeq and is a predicted model, not a curated record.